Ceratina calcarata is the source of this 1437-nucleotide messenger RNA. RefSeq names its product vesicle transport protein GOT1B. The record is from RefSeq and is a predicted model, not a curated record. Gene Ontology annotation, biological process: retrograde transport, endosome to Golgi; endoplasmic reticulum to Golgi vesicle-mediated transport. Gene Ontology annotation, cellular component: membrane; endoplasmic reticulum. The coding region runs from base 533 to 955 and encodes 140 amino acids. The transcript has 4 exons. Lineage: Eukaryota; Metazoa; Arthropoda; Insecta; Hymenoptera; Apidae.
AUGUUUGUUUCUUCCGAUAUUAUUAUGACAAACGUAAACUAAGUACAGCACGUGCAAAUGGUCACACUCUAAACUUAAAACCGCUAAUUCUAAGCGAAAUGAUUCGAAACUAAUUGAUUUUAAAUCACGUUUACUCAGCAACCGUGCAGAGUUUUUAAUCAACAAAAUCUCUUAACUGACAGGUCAAUCCAUUUCAUUUAAUAAAUAAUACACUUGUCUAUACAGAUGUACUAUGUACGAAACGCACACGUGUAAACGAAGGUGUUCGUUCCAGUCUCAAAUAAUUAAUUAUGUUUAAGUGAUAUAAAAAUAAUGUUAAAGUGGUCAAGAUAUCAACACAGUAUUCGAUAUACGAGCUUUGUACGGUGAUUAGAAAUAGCAGUGCAUAGUUGGAAAAUUUAGUAUUACUGGUAGUAUGACGUGGAGUUAGAGUAGGUUAAGUACAACGUGAAGAUUCUCAAUCGAAUCAUACUGAAAUAUUAAUAAAAAAGUAAUUUAGGAAUUCGUACGAAUUAAUCGUGAACUGUGAACGAUGUUCGAAGUGACAGAUACGCAAAAGAUCGGAGUGGGUCUCGUCGGGUUUGGAAUUUCAUUCCUCUUCCUUGGCAUCUUAUUAAUCUUUGAUAAAGGUCUUCUGGCUAUUGGAAACAUUUUGUUCUUAAGUGGAUUAGGAUGCGUGAUCGGGCCAAAGAAAACUUUAAGCUUCUUCUUCCAAAGGCAUAAAAUAAAAGCCAGUGUUUCCUUCUUAGGAGGCAUUAUCGUGGUACUCAUGGGUUGGCCUAUUGUAGGCAUGAUCGUAGAAACCUAUGGUUUUAUAUUAUUAUUCAGUGGUUUUCUACCAGUUGCAAUUAAUGUAUUGCGUAAGGUACCUGGUUUAAGGCUCGUAUCAAACUUGCCGGGGAUCUCCAGAGUCCUAAAUUCAAUUGCAGGAGAUCCUAAUAGGACGACUGUAUGAUGGUUUUUUGACGUGAUCGCUCAAAACAAUGUACAUACAUAAGAUCUACUAUUUUAUAUUAUGCCCCCAGUUUCCCUGUCAUUCCUGUGUGGAAUUUCACAGAUCUCUUUUUAUACAAUGUAUACAAUCGACAAAGUUCAACUACCCCUCAUUCAUUCAAAAUUUCAUAUGAAACAAGACAACUGUAUUAUAGUACUAUAAAAUGUUUCUAUGAGCAUUCCAAAAUAACUAAACAGGAUUCAAAAUUUGACGAGUAAUAUAUUGAUUUGUUAUGUAAUAUUAAAUUAAUGAUAUUAAUAGUAGGUUUUCUCCUUCUUGCUUGGGACUAUUUGUUGUAACAUAAUUGUACGAUCUGUAACGCAUCUGUCACAUCAUCAUUCUUGAAGGAAAAUAUAAUUUAUAUAUAUUAUAUAGGUAAUGAAAUAAAGUAAAUGGAAUUAUAUGCUUUCGGUGUUUCGAAAUAAAUACCAGUAGAGAUUUUA